UUUUUCAAAACCCUAAUCUUGAUUUUCACUAUAAUCUAUAUUAAUUUAAAGUUUUAUAUAUUUUUUUCACUUUUAAGAUUUACAAAUAUAAAAAAUUUAUCAUCUUUUUUUACUUUUUUUUAAUAUAUAAUUUAAUCCAAGAUCUGAACUAAUUUAGAUCAAAUCCAUUGAUUAAUUAAGCAUGCUGUUACUGUUUAAUUGCUGCUGAUUGUGGAUCUAAGACAUGUAGACAAUAGAAAUAGUUAUUUGUUCGUCUGAGAUGGAAUACAACGUAGAAGAAGCUCUACGAGCGAAAGAGAGUGCAGAGAAGUUAUUUGCGAUUAAAGAUUUCAUCGGUGCAAAACAGUAUGCUUUGAAGGCUCAGGCAAUAUGCCCUCAACUUGAGGGCAUUUCUCAAAUGGUUACUACUUUUGAAAUCUAUGCAGCUGCUCAGACGAAGAUAAAUGGUGAAGUUGAUUUGUAUUCGGUCCUUGGUUUACAUCCAUCAGUAGAGAAAUCUGUAUUGAAGAAACAAUACAAGAAGAUGGCGGUUCUUCUUCACCCUGAUAAGAACAAAACAAUGGGAGCUGAUGAAGCUUUUAAACUUGUCUCUGAGGCAUGGAGUGUACUAUCCGAUAAUGCAAAACGUAAGUCUUAUGAUAUCCGGAGAAACAAUCACUUAUUAGCAACGGUUUCACAGUCUGCUGGUAAACUUGAUACAUUUUGGACUGUUUGCACGUCAUGUCGUGUUCAGUACGAAUAUCUUAGAAAAUACGUGAAUAAACGACUUUCAUGUAAGAAUUGUCGUGGGGUGUUUGUUGCGGUUGAAACGGGAUCGGCUCCUGUGACUUAUUGUCCGUGGUCAUAUGCAGCUGAUAAUAAUGGAUAUGCAAAUCAUUCAUAUAAUGCUAAUGCUGCCACUUAUUUACCAAAUUCAUCGGUGUGUUUUACUGGCAACGGGUCCUCUGUUUUUCAAUCUCCACAUGGACCUGAUUACAAUAGCAAUGUAUCAUUUCAGUGGAAUGCUUCUUCUAAUAUUCCAGAUCCUAACCUUGUUCAUAAACCAAAUAAAAGAGCAAAAGCUUACGGGAAGAACGGGACCAGAAAUUCUUUGGCAAAUACAGGUUCUGGUGACGGCCCGCCUGUUAGGAUGGGUAGGCCUCCUAAGAAACGAAAGAUUGAGGAGGAAGAUGGACCGCGAUACCCAAAUGGUGAAAUGUUAUUCAAAACUGACCCUGAUGUGGUAACUAAUGGAAACACCAUCACUGAGGCGUCUACCAGAUGGUAUCUUGCACCACCAGUUUUUGAUGCUAGAAAGUUGUUAAUUGAUAAAGCUAGAUCGGUUAUCAGGUGUAAGUUAGAAGAAAUGAAGUUAGCUGCAAAGAAUGGUAAAACAGUUAAGAAAUCAAUCCCAAUGCCGAUUACGGUCCCGGACCCGGAUUUUCAUGACUUUGACACUGAUAGAUCCGAAGAGGUAUUCAAACCGAAGCAAAUCUGGGCUAUAUACGAUGAAGAAGAUGGAAUGCCUCGUCUUUACUGUCUUAUUCGUGAGGUCAUUUCUGUGAAACCAUUUCAGCUCUAUAUUAGUUACUUAAAUUCAAAAACUGAUACCGAAUUUGGUUCUGUGAAAUGGAUCGAAUCGGGAUUCACUAAAUCCUGUGGAAACUUCCGGGUCUUCCACUCUGACAUUGUUGACCAAGUCAACAUAUUUUCUCAUCUUUUGGGCCGAGAGAAGGCGGGUAGAGGAGGGUGUGUUAAAAUAUACCCAAAAAGUGGAGAUGUUUGGGCUGUGUAUCGAAACUGGUCCGAUAACUGGAAUCGGAAGACACCUAAAGAAGUGAGGCACCAGUAUGAAAUGGUUGAAGUUAUUGAUGAUUAUUCUGAGGAGCGUGGAGUACGUGUAACUCCAUUGGUGAAAUUAGAAGGUUACAAAACGGUUUAUCAGAGGGACUCCAAGCACCCAACCCGUUGGAUCCCUAGAAGAGAGAUGCUACGGUUUUCCCACCAAGUUCCAUCUUGUGUACUCAGAGGCCAGGCACUUAAUUUGCCAGAUGGGUGUUGGGAUCUUGACCCUGCUGCAACCCCAGAAGAACUUCUUCGGGCUGCAAUGGAGGAUAAACCCGAUACUGCAGAUGCUUCAAUGAAAGAUUGAUAAUGUACAAACUGGAACACAUAGUGAUGUGUGAAAAUUGAUGUAAGAAAUUUAGGUAGCUGGAAGGGGAUCCUAAGGUGUGAUCCGCAGCGGCUUAAGCUCACAUUUGUUUUUAGAGGGGUUAUAUGUUGGUUGAGCUACUUGUACCAUCUUUAAUACUUUAUAAGAAUGCUUAUUAACACUUUUAAGUUUAUACAUUAAUGCUAUUAUUAGUACCACUUUUAGAA
This is a messenger RNA of Erigeron canadensis, 2358 nucleotides long. RefSeq lists its product as uncharacterized. The record is from RefSeq and is a predicted model, not a curated record. The transcript has 2 exons. Lineage: Eukaryota; Viridiplantae; Streptophyta; Magnoliopsida; Asterales; Asteraceae. Bases 260 to 2131 code for a protein of 623 amino acids.